AUGGACAUGCUUGGUUUGUUAACAAAAUUAGCCAACCAUCGCUUUUGAUGUGUGAAUGUUUCAAACUUGCCAAAAGUUGAUCCUUUCGAGAGGUUGCUAUAUCAUGCUCGAUGUUUGUGCCGGACGAAGACGACGAGCACCACAACGGCGACCGAGGACCGGAGCCGUUAUAAGUGUCUUGCUGUCCUUCCUCCCAUAACCAUAACCAUAACCGUCUCAGAUAGCUUUAGGAUUUUGGUGUCAAGAUUGUAGGAGCGGCCGUCCGACCUCUGCCACCACACGUGCUGUUGGAGCUCGUGGUGCACCCUCACCUCAUGGAAGGAGCCAUCCUCCCCAGCCUGCCAAACACGAGGGUCGCCGUCGUCACCGGAGGGAACAAGGGGAUCGGCUUCGAGGUGUGCCGGCAGCUUGCCAGCGGCGGAAUUGCCGUCGUCCUGACGGCCCGGGAUGAGAUGAGGGGCGGGGAGGCCGUCGAGAGGCUCAAUGCGCUGGGGCUCUCUCAUGUCGUCUUCCAUCAGCUGGAGAUCACGGACGCUUCGAGCGCCGCUGCGCUAGCUGGUUUUCUCAAGGCCCGCUUCGGCAAGCUUGAUAUUCUGGUGAAUAAUGCCGCAGUUGGUGGGGUUGAGUACGGCCAAGAGUUCGAUACCAACGAGGAAAAGUUCGGUGGCAUGGAUUUCCACCAGAGAGUUGAGUGGAUGCUGAAGAAUGCCCGGGAGCCCAUCGACAGCGCGAAGAACAGCGUGAAGACGAACUACUACGGCACGAAGCAUGUAAUCGAAGCCCUGCUGCCUCUGCUUCAAGCUUCGUCCGAGGGAAGAAUAGUGAACGUCUCCUCCAAUUAUGGACUCCUAAGACAUAUCGGCAACGAGGAGGUGAGGCAGGAGCUCAACGACGUCGACAACCUGACAGAGGAGAGGUUGGCCGAGCUGCUGGACAAAUUCAUGAAAGACUUCGAGGCCGGCGCGCUGGAGCCGCACGGGUGGCCCACGAAGUUCUCCGCGUACAAGGUGGCCAAGACCGCCAUGAACGCCUACUCGAGGAUCCUGGCGAGGAGGCACCCUGAGCUGCGCGUCAACUGCGCGCACCCAGGCUUCGUCAAGACCGACAUGAGCAUGGGGUCCGGGGUCCUGACGCCGGAGGAGGGCGCACGCAACUUGGUGAAGGUGGCGCUGCUGCCUGACGGCGGGCCGACCGGCGCGUAUUUCGCCAUGGGCGAGGAGGCGCUGUUCGUGUGAGAUACUGGGAACCGGAUCCUCUAACAUUGUGAAGGAAAGUCAGUGUGCUACAGUGUUUGCCUAGUGUAAAAUGAAGAAGGAAAGUUAAGGACUGUAAGUAGAUAAUUAAUAGGUUGUUUACUGUUUACUGUAAGUAUAAAUAAUUUAAAAUUAAUUUUAUUUCACCAUCAAUUUGUUUGUACGUAA
Molecule: messenger RNA, 1421 nt
Organism: Aegilops tauschii subsp. strangulata
Lineage: Eukaryota; Viridiplantae; Streptophyta; Magnoliopsida; Poales; Poaceae
Product: salutaridine reductase-like
Cellular component (GO): membrane
Source: RefSeq, a predicted model, not a curated record